AUGCCCCGUCUCGCCAAUCAGGCUCGAGAAAUCGGCAAUGCCGCUGAACUGCAGCGGAGGUUGCCCUUCGUGGAAUCCCCUCUGGGACGACUUCCCGGUGAGAUCCUACACUUGAUUAACCACGAGUUGACACCUCCGGAUUCUGCUUCGUUCAGGUUGACUUGCUGGUAUCUAGUGGAUUUGUUCAACCACGUCUGCUGCCCGAUACGGCCGGCUUCGCACGUCUGGAAAGUCCAAUAUCCCCUGACGGCUCUGUCGAGGUGUGAAGCACUGCAGCGCGAACUCGUGGAACGGGGAUGCGACAUCGAGCACGUAACGCUGUUUCUCCCACGAAAACCCUGCGAGCUGCACCAUAUCUUCACAGAAAACAUUCAUGAAAAGGAUUUAGCCGACAUAUGGGACUUGGUCAGCAGAAUGAAACGCCUCCGAGCUUUAGACCGGAACUUUAGAUCCGGGUAUGGCGAUAGAUAUCUCAAGACGGAACUACCGCGAACGCUGACUACGUUGUGCCUAUACUGUCCUAAUGGGCUAUCAAAGUCACGGGUACCACAGAUCCGUCUCAGAGAGCUCCCAGAACUGAGAGAGUUGGGCGUCUGGGGGUCUCUUAACUACCGGUCCGACCGGGUUGAGUUGGAGGUGAAGGAUUUCGUUAAAUCAAGACAAGACACGCCUCGCUUACGGCUCCUCUGUCUUCAUCAACUAAGCAUGUCGCUCAACUGGUUAUCGUUCGUAGGACAAAGUCUCCGGCACUUAUUCUUAUCGGGGAUCUCCACCUCUACCCGUCUCAAGCGCCCUGUCAAGUUCGAACGAUUGGCGGUGCUAGAGAUCCUCUGGUGCGACCUGGGUCGCCUUGCCUGGUCGAUUCGCAAGAAGUUCGAUUGUCCCCACCUUUCCCACUUUUCGAUGACGGGGACGUAUACAAACGGGGACUGGUUCAAACUACCUCGUUGGGCGGUGGAAAAACACCCACUGCAAACCUUCGCCCUAAGAGUCCGGGCGGCAGAUCCCCUCGAAUGUCGGAACGGUCUCGAGGGCUUCUUUAGAUUCCUCGUUCAACGCCGAGACGGGAGUGGAACUCCUAGGCGAUGUCUGGUCCAAUCUUCAUGUAUCGACGCACGGGUUGAACGCGGUAUCCGUUUCGAAAGCGAUAUUCUUACAACCAAUGCCUGCAAUAAAGGACCACGAGAUAGGAAUGCUGACGGAUUGGCAGCAAAGUUACAGGAAUCUUUGCAGACUCGCGCGGAACUCCUCCAGUGGGUGGAUGAUAAGGGAGUGCUUUAUGAAACCCGGGCGCCUAGGAGUGUUUGGCGGACGGGCCCCUUUUACCGGGAGAGCUAUGUCAAAGGCAAGCACGAAGAAUCUGAGGAGAGAGGACGAUAA
Molecule: messenger RNA, 1380 nt
Organism: Cladophialophora immunda
Lineage: Eukaryota; Fungi; Ascomycota; Eurotiomycetes; Chaetothyriales; Herpotrichiellaceae
Exons: 3
Coding region: 1-1380 (459 amino acids)
Source: RefSeq, a predicted model, not a curated record